Messenger RNA from Cooperia oncophora, 141 nucleotides. The record is from the annotation of a GenBank genome assembly. Lineage: Eukaryota; Metazoa; Nematoda; Chromadorea; Rhabditida; Trichostrongylidae.
AUGGCUCCUGAAGUGAUUGCUUGCGACGAAAACCUUGAAGCGACAUAUGACUCAAGAUCCGAUCUUUGGUCGCUUGGUAAGUUGAUCAUCGUGACGAGCAUUUACGAUAUACAUUUCACUCUGGAGAUGCCUUCAAGAUAG